CCGGUACCGACUGGCACCGGUCCGGUUCCGGGGUAUAAAACGGUUCCGACCCAUAUCGUUCGGUUCGAUGCUCGAACCGGUGCGAACCGAGCAGUUCCCACCGGUAUGAGCUCGAACCGGUGCGAACCGGUACCGGUGCGAACCGAGCCGGUUCGCACCGGUUCGGUGCUGAAUUUUAGUGUCAGCGCUGUGGCACUUUGAAAAUACCACACUUUGAAAGUGCUAGCCAGAGGCACUUUCAAAAGUGCCACACUGUGGCACUUUCAAAGUGCCGCUUUGUGCGGCACUUCAAAUGAAAGUGCCGCUUUGUGCGGCACUUCAAAUGAAAGUGCCGCUUUGUGCGGCACUUCAAUUGAAAGUGCCGGUGCGGCACUUCAAAUGAAAGUGCCGCUUUGUGCGGCACUUCAAUUGAAAGUGCCGGUGCGGCACUUCGAAAGUGCCGCGCUGUGGCUCACAGUGGCACUUUUCAAAGUGCCACAGUGCCUCAACGGUUGGCUAUAAAAGCCGACCGAAUGCUGAAGCCAAAUCCAUCAGCUUAGGUGAAGGAAAGGCAGAGAGAAAGGAGGAGGAAAAGAAGAGAAAGGCAAAGACAAAGGCAUGAAAAAAAAUUAGAAAGGUCGGAGAGCGUCGUUUUUCUUGAAGAAAAAUCCAGCAAAAACUAAAUAAGGUAAAAUUUCUUUCCGCUACAUUGUUUUUUUUAAUAUUUCAUUUAAAUUGCUUAAAAAAAUUAAGUCAAAAAUUGCCAAAAAAUAGGAAAUGAUUCAAUGAUUCCAUUUCGUCUUAGAAUUUUUUAUAUGUUGUCGAUAUAUGGACGAUGUUAAUGGUGACAUUAACUUUUGUUUUUACAGAAUUUAUAUAAUUUAAAAUUUAAUUAAAAAAUUUAAACAUUAAUUUUUAAUUACAAAAAAAUAGAAAUUGAAAAAAAUUAAUGUGGUUGUAGGAAUGGAGCCGUCAAGAAGAGGGCAACCCCAAGAGCGUAAUAUUGGCUAGGAGCAUGAGAAGAUGCUCGGUGAACGGCACCAGUUUCAGUGCAAUUAUUGCCACAAGUGCUUCAAAGGAGGAGUAACCAGAUUAAAGCAGCACUUAGCCGGUAAUUCUCGUGAGAUAUCUGCAUGCUCGGAGUGCCCACCGAGCACCCGUCAGCUGAUGAGGAAAAACUUCGCUGAGAUCAAAGCAGCCAAGGAGAGGGCUGCCAAGCAGAAAGCAGAGGUGGAACGCCAAGCUGCAGAAGCACCUUCCUAUCACUUGAUGGAGUCACAGGAGGUCGAGGGUCCAGAUGAGGAGGAGGCACAGAUCCAGGCUGCCAUGCGGGCGAGUCUGGAUGAUCGGUGGCAGCAGGAGGAGGUGGCGAGGCAUCGGGCUCGAUUUGGGCCCUCGUUUUUCGAGUCGGGCGCCGGUUCUGGUGGAAGCAGACAAGAUCCAGAGUUUCAAAGGACAACCUUAGUCAGGGAGGGCGAGGGCAGAGGACGUAGCCGGAUUGCAUCUAUCCUGGAUGGUUUUGGUGGCCGAAAGAAGUCUUCCGGAGGGAUUCCACCAGGUGCGUCAAUCCAUGAUGUAGAUCCGCAUGCCUUCCCCAGGAGAGAUUCGAAGCAGCAAAGGGUAGACACAAUAUGGAAGGAGAAGAAGAAGGAUAUGUGGCGAGCUAUUGGAUCCUGGUUCCACUUCAUCCACAUUCCAACGAAUGCUGCAAACAAUACAUACUACAAGUCUACCAUUUCUGCCAUACAGUCUGUCGAUCCCGGUGUCGAUCCUGCAGGCCCGAGGGACAUUUACGGUGAGCUUCUUGACAACAAUAAGAAGCUAGAGAAUUGGAUUGGCUCAUAUAAGAGCAAGUGGCCCACAUAUGGGCUCACUCUGAUGUGUGAUGGUUGGACCGGUCCGACAAAGCGGGCCUUCAUCAACUUUCUGACAUACUGUGAUACGAAGACCUUCUUUCACAAGUCAGUUGAUGCUUCGGAUAAGGUGCACAACGCUCAUACAUCCUCAGACUUAUGGAGGAGGUGAUUGAUCAGAUUGGAGAGGAGAAUAUCGUGCAGGUCGUCACUGAUAACGGGACGCAAUAUAAGUUGGCCGGGCAGGUCUUGAUGGAGCGGCGGCCACAAAUUUUCUGGACCCCAUGUGCUGCAUAUUGCAUCGACCUCAUCCUGAUGAAUAUUGGAAAGAUCCGUAGGGUGCAACAUACGAUGGAGAUAGCUCAACGCAUCACCAGGUAUAUUUAUAGCCAUACUUGGGUUCUUUCAUUAAUGAGAAAGUAUGCAGGGGGAGAAAUUCUUAGACCAGGAGUCACACGGUUUGCUAUGAAUUACAUUGCACUUGAUAUCCUUAUCGAGAAGAAAGGAGCCCUACGUCAGUUGUUUGUUAGUCCCGAGUGGCAGAAAAGUAGAUAUGCCCAGGCCGGCACUGAAGGAAGAAGGAUGGAAGACUUGGUAAGCAGGCAGUCAUUCUGGCAGCGGACCAAUGCGAUAGUCAAGGCUAUCAAACCAUUAUAUGAAGUGCUGCGGGCCGUGGAUAGCGAGAGGUACCCCCAGAUGGGCUUUUUGUAUCAUAUGAUGGAGAAGGCAAAGGCUCAGAUCAUGGAGGCAGAUGUAGCCCAUGCCCAGGAGUACAUCGACAUCAUUGAGCGGCGGUGGGGAGCCCAAAUGGGUAGGAAAUUGCAUUUAGCAGGUAAGCGAUAAUAUUGAUAAUUAUACUGAUUGAUAUAUUUGUAUAAUUAUACUAAGAUGGUGUCAUCUAUGUGCAGCAUACUAUCUGAAUCCCCGGUUUCAGUACGAGAGUGGAAUUGGUAUGGAUGAUGAACUUCUUCAAGCUCUGCGUAAUGUUAUUUAUAAGAUGGAGCCUGAUCCAGAAGUCGCCGCGUCAUGUAUAGAAGAGGUAACUAUGAUUUAGUAACAUAUGUAAAUAUAUCGGAUCUUAUAUUAUUGACAUACUACAACAAGCUUCUUUCCACAGACCAAAUUAUUUAGAGAGGGCAGCCACAGCUUUGGACAGCGACCAGCUGUCGUGAGCAAGACAACUAUGAAUCCAGGUACAAUACAAAUCUGCAAGACAUUUUUGCAUCUGAAUUAUCUUCAACUAUGAGGCCAUCAUAUAUGUAAAAUGUAAUUAUCUUCAAUAUUUUUGCAGCUGAAUGGUGGAUUCAUUUUGGCGGAUCCGCAAAAAUUCUUAAGCGGAUAGCUAUCCGGAUACUCUCCCAAACGGUCUCCUCGAGUGGCUGAGCGCAACUGGUCCACCUUCGGCCUCAUCCACAGCAAACAGAGGAACCGUUUGACACAAAAGCGCCUCAACGACCUAGUUUAUGUGCACUACAAUUUGCGGUUGAGACUAAAAUAAAUUCAGGAGGAAGUGGAGCUCAAGUAUGCAAAUCCCAUCUAUAGGACUUUUAUAGAUGAUGAUGAUAAUCCUAUGCUCGACUGGCUUGCGGCCUAGCAGCAGGAGCCCGAGCUUGAUGAGCCAGGAUCGCCUCGACGACCAGCCAGCAUCAUAGCCACCGAGGCUAUGGUCGAUCCACAGCAAUGGGCUGAGCGCAACAUUCCACGCACUCCUACAGCUGAUAUGACGUGGCUAGAGGGGAGCCAGUCACCGCAUGACUGGUACGACGCUCCCGUUCAGAGAGAUGAUCCUCUCAUGCGAGGACGAGGACGCUCUACUACCCAGUCGACUCGAUCAGGAGGGCGUCAAUCCCAGCAAACAAGAAAAGAAAGAAAAGGGCCCCAAUGGAGAGUGUCGAGGAGGAGACUUGGACCAGCAGCGAUGAAGGUUCUGGUAGUGAUGGAUCUACUAGCCAUGGAGGAAGUGGAGGACAGUAUGGUACUACUUAUGAGACACAGCCGGAGGUAGGUUUUCGAUGUACCGGUGAGUCUCAGUUUACACAUGCUCCUCGAGGUCGUUCAAGAGGCCAGGAUGCAGCUGCAGAUGACCUCCCAUGUGGAGUCAGAUCCAUUGAUGUAUCAAGUUCCGAGUCUUCCUAUUAUCCGCGGCCUCAGCCAGCCUAUGGAUAUGGUGCAUCGGAGUCAUUUUCCGAUGGCUACUACCCUGCGCAGCCCGGAGGGUCUUACGGGUCGGAUUUUGGUGCCGGUCUAUUCGGAUGGGCCCCUUAUCAAGACACCUCUCAGAGCCAGAGCUUCAGUGAGAGAUCCGAGAGUUCUUAUGACCCAACGCGCAUUUCUCGAGGAUUGAGCAUACAAGACUACAAUGCCGCUUGGUUAGAGGGAUGGGUUGAUUUGCUUCCAUAUUAUGCUGAUGAUCCAGAUAUUGACGAGAAGUAUCGCCACUCGAUCCGAUUUUAGAUAUUCGAGAGUGUUUUAAAUGUAUGUAAUUGAUUGUAUCUUAAUUUGAAAAUUUUUUAUGUUCUUCAUCUCAUUAUUUGAAUCAUUUGGAAGUAAUAAGUUGCAUCAUCUAGUUUUAACCUUAAACUUAAACAAUAAAACAUCCAAAAAA
Molecule: messenger RNA, 4437 nt
Organism: Phoenix dactylifera (date palm)
Lineage: Eukaryota; Viridiplantae; Streptophyta; Magnoliopsida; Arecales; Arecaceae
Source: RefSeq, a predicted model, not a curated record